This is a messenger RNA of Nematostella vectensis (starlet sea anemone), 1964 nucleotides long. Its product is annotated as neuropeptide Y receptor type 6. The record is from RefSeq and is a predicted model, not a curated record. The transcript is spliced from 3 exons. NCBI's taxonomy places the organism in Eukaryota, Metazoa, Cnidaria, Anthozoa, Actiniaria, Edwardsiidae. Gene Ontology annotation, biological process: G protein-coupled receptor signaling pathway. Gene Ontology annotation, molecular function: G protein-coupled receptor activity. Gene Ontology annotation, cellular component: membrane. The coding region runs from base 447 to 1820 and encodes 457 amino acids.
AUAGCUCCCUGUAUUCUAGGAGUUUUUUACUCUUCACUUUUUCAAUGUAAGAUGCUAAUUUGGUUCAUCAUUAUGCCGUUAGGCCCUUUGGCUUACUAAGUGGCCGACUGAGUCAUCAUGUGACCCGUGACGUCGUACAGCGAUAUUCCUACUCUUUUCGCUGAAACGCCAGGCGACACCGUGCUCAUGAGAAUCCCCACGAAAAGCUUCUGGUGGGGUCACUUGUAUCGCUAAUAGGUGGUGUAAACAGUGAAGCGGAGUAGCCGACUUCUUUGCGGGAGAGCCGGAAACGCGAAGGGCUUAGCAGACUUUUAAAAGAAAUAAACCAUAUAUAAAGAGACUGUCAUUCGGAUUUCUCCAUGUAGCAGCGCUAAAAGUCUUCGCUCCUCUGCUUCUGCUAUUAACCUCUGUCUACACGAAGAUAUUUCUUGGUCUUCUUUUAUAACAUGGCUAACACUAGCAGUUUAUCGAACACAACUUUCGAUGAAAACGGGACUUUAAACCACAAUUUGAGUAGCGGCAGCAUCAAUGGCACAUUUACUGGUUUCCCCACGCUUUUCCAAGAGCCUUACGCUCUACGCAUUAUUCGCCUUUUAUUUCAAACACUCCUGUUUUUAGGCGGCGUAAUUGGGAACUUUCUCGUCUGUUUAGUGACUUCCAAGAAGCGCCGACAAACUUCCACCGGGAAUCUCCUCAUUCUCCAUCUCGCGAUUUCAGAUCUCGGAAUUCUGCUGGUUUGUUUUCCAUUCGUUGUCAUCCGCACAGAGUACCCGUACGCCUGGCCGUUUGGUCGCCUCAUCUGCAAGACUGUGUAUCCACUGGCGGACAUUUUCUAUGGAGUGGAGAUCGGGUGCAUCACUGCUAUUGCGUUUCAUCGUUACCGAAUGUUGGUGCAUUGCGGCAAAAAACAACUGAACGUAGACUCUGCUAAGAAACUAGUGUUUGUUAUCUGGUUGAUAGCGUUCGUUUUCAUUGUUGGACCUUUGUUUUUCGUAAUGGACUUGGAGGAGACCGCAUGGAGGAAAGAUUGCCUCACAAAGUGGCCGAAUGAAGUUUCCAAGAAACUCUACAGUGUUACUUCAAUGGUGUUGUUCUACGUGAUUCCUCUAGCGGUGAUCCUCAUGACUUACCUUAAGAUUCGAGCCAACCUGAAAAAGAACAACAGAAGACAUAACCGCUAUAGGUGCUCGACAAAACGCGACGAGAACAGACACAAGGAGGUUCUGGCCAGAGUCGUACAAAACCGGAGAGCAAUUCAGAUCUUAACUCCAGUUGUACUCAUAUUUGCGUUUUCUAUGUUCCCGUUUACGCUCUUUCGUUUGUUUUUUGUUUUUGAUUUGUUCCCUGAUGGAGCUGAAAAGUUUAUACGUGUUAUCUUUAACGUGUGCACCGUCCUUCUGAUGGCAAACAGCUCUGUCAACCCAAUUAUCUAUAACGUAGUUAAUUCGGAAUUCCGACGCGAGUUUUCAGCUUUGCUUAGAUGUGAUGGUGAGACUUGUUGCUCGAAUUCUAGCGAUAUCUUGGUCACUGUUAAUCGAUCGUCCGCGAACAGCAACGGCGGAUCACACAACAACAACAAGUCCACUUCUCACUGUAACAACGCGAUCUCGGCGGACGUCCAAGUUCCUCUCAACCGGCCGGAGCGUGACGAGUUAAGUGCAGAAACAAGCUCUUCGCGAUUAACACGUACGGAAAGACUUAAAAAUGUGCUUAAAAAGAAAAAGGCUCGAGUUGAUCGUGAGAACAGGGUAGAAGAAAUCGAACUUGAAACUCGUCCAGCUGUUAUUAUUAAUGUUAUGCACGAAACGGGAGGUUUUUAAUCACAAUGAUGCUAUCAUAACAGUGGCGGAUCCAGAAUCUAUUAAAGGGGGUGGUGGUGGUGGUGAGCUAAAAAAAAAUGAAAGAUAUCAGAUAUCAGAAAGAUAUCAGAAAUUCAUCGAAGAGGAGUGUACGACCACCAAAUG